Molecule: messenger RNA, 3335 nt
Organism: Uloborus diversus
Lineage: Eukaryota; Metazoa; Arthropoda; Arachnida; Araneae; Uloboridae
Gene: Vps26
Product: vacuolar protein sorting-associated protein 26B-like
Exons: 8
Coding region: 256-1197 (313 amino acids)
Biological process (GO): retrograde transport, endosome to Golgi; intracellular protein transport
Cellular component (GO): retromer complex; endosome
Source: RefSeq, a predicted model, not a curated record
UCCUCUCGCGAUUCACGUAUUCUUGGUCUAAAAGCAGAUUAAUCGAAUGCUUGAGAACCGUGAUUAAAACUUGUUAGCGUGUUUAUUUUUUAUUCUUUCUUUCGAGGUGGAAUCCAGCAGUUCAGAUUGAGUAUAAAUGUACCGCAUGUUCAAAAACGAUAUGUUAUUUUAAUAACGAUCAGUGAGAUAAAAUAUAUUGCUUUCGUUUUAGAAACGCCUACCUUUUAUUGAAAUUAGUUUCCAUACAAAUUUAAAAUGAGUUUAUUUGGCUUCGGACAAACUGCAGACAUAGAUAUUAUUCUUGAUGGAGCCGAUUCUCGAAAAAUGGCCGAUAUCAAGACUGAUGAGGGAAAGAAAGAACGUUACUAUGUGUUCUAUGAUGGUGAAUCUGUUUCAGGAAAGAUAAAUAUUGCAUUGAAAAAGCCUGGAACCAAGUUGGAACAUCAAGGAAUAAAAGUUGAAUUUCUGGGACAAAUUGAACUUUAUUAUGACAAAGGUAACCAUCAUGAGUUCACUUCUUUAGUCAAGGAUCUUGCACGUCCGGGAGAGUUAACACAGACCACCACUACUUAUUCUUUUGAAUUUGUAAAUGUUGAAAAGCCAUAUGAAUCUUAUACAGGGGCUAAUGUCAGAUUAAGGUACUUUUUGCGUGUGACCAUUGUGAGAAGAUUAUCUGACAUUCUGAAGGAGAUGGAGAUUAUUGUUCAUACACUUUCUUCAUACCAAAGUAUAAACUCGCCGAUCAAAAUGGAAGUAGGAAUUGAGGAUUGUCUCCACAUUGAAUUUGAGUACAACAAGUCAAAGUAUCAUUUAAAGGAUGUCAUCGUUGGAAAAAUUUAUUUCCUUUUAGUUCGUAUCAAAAUUCGGCAUAUGGAAAUAGCUAUAAUAAAGAGAGAAACUACUGGCUCUGGACCCAACUCUUACAGCGAUAAUGAUACGGUUGCAAAAUAUGAGAUCAUGGAUGGGGCACCUGUUAGAGGUGAAAGCAUUCCAAUUCGUGUUUUUCUUGCUGGAUAUGAUCUAACACCCACAAUGAAAGAUAUCAAUAAGAAGUUUUCUGUACGUUAUUAUUUGAAUCUGGUCCUAGUUGAUACAGAAGAUAGGCGUUAUUUCAAACAACAAGAGAUUGUUCUGUGGAGAAAGGGAGAGCUAACAAGGAAAACUAUACAGCAGUCUGUGCCUCCAGAAAACAAAUAAAUGUAAAAUAUCUACAUUCUAAUUUGUUUUUUACAUCAGAAUUUGGACCAAUAGGGCCGAGACAGGUUUGAGUGCAUGAGGUAUCUGACGUCCACCUUCAAAGAAUAAGCAGCAUUUUAAAAGGAAAAUCCAUAGAGGGUAUUUGAUUUGAUGUAUGACCUUACAUUGUAAAGAAUCAAGCAAUGAAACUUUCUUGAAAUAAGAUUUAUAUGAAUGCUCGAACACAAAUUGAUAUUUUACUUAUGCAUAUUAUCCAAUUGUUAUUUCACAAAAAAAACCUAUUUUUCUGCUUUUUGUUAUUGUUGCACUUUUUUUCCUUCUUUUUUCAACUGCUUUUCUUCAUCUUUAGCUAAAUGUAUUUUUUCUUUUUAAUUUGAAAAUUAUAAAUUUCUUUAUUAUCUUGAUUCUUUUCUAGCGGCUUUUACUGAGUAUAGAGUUGCUUAUACAUCUGCGGAAAUUCAAAAAAUGUUUACAAUUUCAAAAACACCAGAAGAUAGAAAAGAAACAGUAAAUGCUAUUUCUUCCAAAAUGUUACAGAUAUAAAAUCUGAAAAAUAUAUUUUAAAUUUCAUUUUAUCAAUGUUCAAACAAAAUUCUGCAAUCUUGGUACUGUCUCUUACAGAAUCCAAUUUGAGUUAGAUAAUCAUCAUAAGAAAGAAAAUCUAGUUAUGAGUUAGACACUUUAUCACUUUUAUUUGUUAACCAAUGGACUUAGUAUAAAAUUGCUCUUGCUUUGUUUUCAAUCAUUUAGCUUGUUAUUUCAGAAUUUCUGUAUAAUCGUAAAAUAAGCAAAAAACUUUUAUUAAAAAUAUUAUUUAAAAUGAUCAAAUUAGGGAUCUUUUCCAAUUAAAAUGUUUUUCCUAGUGAUGAAAUCAGCUCAAUUCCCCCCCCCCCUACAGCAAUCAUAAAUAUUAAUUGUUUUAAUGUGUUGAACUUCAGCACAAAACUAUCUUUUUGUAUUCACAUUUUUUUGACUUGUUUCUAAUGCUCAGUAUUUAAUUAUAGAAUCUAUAUUAUUUGCAGGCAAAUAUUUAUUUUCUAUUUAAAACAACUAAUUAAGUGACAUUUUUUGACCUUUUUAAUUUGUUGUGUUCAAUGUUUAUUUGCUCCCAUUAUUACAGGAGACAUUCCACUUGGUCAUUACAAGACUGAAACGUUAUUUUAAACUUUUAAAAUAUAGCUCGAAGACAUACACACAUAAGCAUCUAAAUGCAUUAGCAUAUGGGAAAAAGAAACAGCAUAGGGAGUAGUGUUACACGAUUUAUGUAUCAUCCUUAAAUGUACACCAUACAUGUAUAUUAAGAAUUUAAAAUUACUAAUGUGCACCUUUAUUCUUGUUACUUUGAGUAUAACUUUAAAAUUUUAUUGCUUCAAGUUGAUUUUAAAUUCAGAAUUUUUAAAAUGAACUUACUGUUGUGAUUUUUAUUAAUAAUGUACACUUUUUAAAAAUCUGUUUCAAAAUCUGAAUGAAAAAUCAUGUAACAUUUGUGAAUAUGUAUUUUAGUUGCGUAUAUGUUUUGUGAGACAGCUGUUAUUUUAUGUUUUUAUUGUAUAAAUUACCUAUUUAUUUUAUUAUAUUUAAAUAUAUAUUUUAUGUUAAGGUGAAGUUUUGGAAAGCUAUGCAAGUUUGUUUCCUUAUAAACUACAUUUGCAAAUGAAAAUGCUAGGGUUUAAUUAAAAAACUAAGUUAUUAUAUUUUAUGGCACUUGUAAAUUCUCAUGUAUCUCAAUAGUCAUACUAUAAUAGAUGAUAUAUUUAGCUUCCCAGUCAAAAAAGUCAAUGAAAACUUUGCUUGGGCAAUUUGAAGGGCUGUUUAUAUAGUUAUAACAAAACCACAAUGCUAAGUUUUGUUUCAGAGAAACUAAUCUGCCAUGUUAAUUCCUGAAAAUAACUUUGAAGUGAUGCUUCAAGCAGAUUGAUUUUAAAAACUGGUAGAAAUAAAAAAUAUUUUGAGCCUACUAAUUGAAAGCAUGUUUCCAUUUCUAUAAAUUUUUGGAAAACAUAAUGUAAAUGUCUUGAAGUUGUACUAUAUAAUUAUAAAAUCAGAUAUUUUGUAAACAUUGUUAAAUAAAAACUGGUUUUACUAAACAUUGUUCUAGUUUAAAUGUAUUAUAAGUGAAUAAUAAAGAUUGCUUUUGA